AUGCCGCCCCCAGGAAGCCCUCCGCAAUCCAAUGCCGGACAAGAUAUUACAGAAACAGGGGAACCAUAUUACAGUAACGAAGAUGUCGCUAUACUGCAUGAUAUCGUCGUCCUCGCGCAGGAGCUGUUUCCUAAACUCCCUGAGCGCGAAAGACUGCCGACGAACGCGUUGUUCAGCGCGUAUUAUGAUAUACUCCCCAGGAUUGGGAUCAAUGCAGACCAUGAUAGCCGAUACGCACGAGUGCUGUUCAAAAUUGGUGGUUUGCGGGGUCAAGGGACGCUGUACGAGAAAUUCGAAGACACUUUAUCGAGAAUGGGAAUUGAGAUUGAAUUUGAACACGAGGAUUACGAGGAGCAGUAUAGCCAGCUCGACGACUCCCAAUACAGCCUUGAGAUUGCAACAGCAGACGAACUACCGCCACAGGAUGAGAACGAAGACCCACGCCGUCGUCCGAGGCGCAACUCCGAAAGCUCGGCUUGGGAUGGUGGAAACGAUCUCCAACCACAGCCUAGAAAGAGACGUAACUCUGCCUAUUCUGUUGCGAAGGUUAGCCAGGCCAAUGUUCAAAAAAAUGCUUUACAGGAAGCUCGAUCGCCCCAUCAGCAACUUCCACUACGAACAGCGAAUUUUCAAAACCAGAAGGAGGAUGACCCAAAAAAUAACGUUGGAACCUGGCUGAAGUCACGACCAGAUAAACCAAGAAGGGGUCGAAAUAGGUCUAUCUCAACUCAUGGUAGCAUGAGAAUUCGUCGACGAUCACCGUCUGUGGCAAGACGACGCCCUCGUCAAUCAGCAACAGAUCCUUCAGUUCCCGCAUCAGACGACUUUUGUGCUCCGAGUGAAAUCACAGCAGUCACAUCCAGAUUUGGAGAUGACACAACGUCAGACUUGGCAAUCCCGGCUCGGAGAUAUCCCUCCGAUCAGGACGCAGAUGGCUUAAUGCAGAUUAAGGCGUCGCUAAUCUUUCAACAUAACCGGGGCUCCUUAGCCAAACGUCACUUACGGCACUGGAGGGACAGAGCUUUGCAGCUUCGGGAAAAUAAUAAUUUCCUUGAUUCUGUAGCCAGAAGUCAUGACAGAAAGGCACUGCUUCAAUCGGCACUUGACUCAUGGCGCCUUCUUUCACUCCAAAAGCGCCAGACUGCCGAGACAGAGCGAUUCUUUGCUCACAUCGAGCGACGCGCUGCUAGGGCAAGAGAUCUAUAUCUUUUGCAUGUAGCGUUCACGCACUGGUCGACAUAUGCCAACGAGCAAGUUCAACGCACAGCCUUGGCGCGGAGGCAUAUUGUCAGGACGCGAAUAUUCAAUGCUUGGCGGGACAUCACGGCUGUGAAUGAACUCAAAGUUCGACGACAGGUACUUAAGAAGUUCUUCUCUCUGUGGAAGUACCGACAAGCAGUCGCCUCAGGGAAUGAGAAUCUUGCUGUACAGAAGUACGAAGCAAAUCUAGCUGAGAAGAUUUGCAAACAGUGGAUCCAGAAGCUCUGGACUGUCAAAGCCGUUGAAUGGUGGGCUGAAAGUACAAAACGUCAGACCCUUUUCCGGUGGAUCGUUGUAUCCCACCGAAGUUGGGAAGCCCAUCGCAAUGCGGAGGACGAAAGAAGGCUUAAGCUGACCUGGCGUGCCUGGCGGACCUGGAGGACUAAAAUCGAAACUCGGGUUCAACAAACCCAAGAAGCAGAGCAGUAUCGCCGCCACCACAUGCGCCUUGUCCCAUUGAGAAAAUGGCGUCAUGAAACACGGAUCAUACCUGCAACAAUCACAGUGCAGACUGAAGUGUCAUUAAGGUUACUGCGCGAAACUUUCGAAACUUGGUUGAAUCACACCCGCCAGGAGAGGAGAGCAUCCGCGAUAGACCGCAUGAAGAUCAUUGAAGAAGCACUCACGAAUUGGAAAUAUAAGUCCCGAACCAGCAUGGUUCGAAGUCUCAUUGAGAAGAAUUCAAAAACAACUACUCUUUUUAAAUGGAUAGUUGCACAACGAUGUUCCGAAAGGCGGCGAAAGAUUGAUGCGGAGCUACUAAAUGGGUGUUUCCACAUCUGGAUUCAAAAGAUGCGGCUUGUGCGAGCGAAGACGUGUUAUUACGAGACUGCGGCCCAGUCGUUCAUUCUUCAGAGGACCCAAGCUAUUGUUUUCGGCCAUUGGUACUCCCAAAUGGAUGCUCGACAGCAGCUUGAAGGCGCAGCCACAAAUUUUCGAACUCCACGGGUCCUAGGAAGGGUGGUAUCUAGAUGGUUGGAGCAGAGUCGACAUCUCCGACAACUAGAAAACUGGGCACGAGAUGCCAAAUUUUAUUUUCUUGCCACCAAAGCUGUGAAUCGAUGGAGAGCUUCUGCAGAGGCUUCGAAGCGAGAAAAGCGCAAAGCAGCCUACACCCAAGUUCGCCGAACGGCUAAGAUCAAUCUAGCAAGAGGAGUCCUCCAAAAUUGGUUGGACAAAGCAAAGCACGCCAUUGACCUCGAAGCUCGGGCACGAGAAAUGAGCCAGAACCGGAUCAUCAUAAUUGGGAUGGACACUUUUGACCGUUGGCGAGCCCGCACGGAAGAGUUAGCUGAAUUGGAAUCACUUUGGCGGGGAAAACUGUUGAAGAAACAUUUAACCGUCUGGAGAGCUCGUUCCAAUGCGUUACGAGAAUAUAACAGCGAAGCAAUCUUGACAUACCAAGACCGCCGCCAGAGUCGGACUAUCAAGAAAUGGAGUCUUCUCAGCCUCCAGCUACGGGCUCAGACGAACUACGCCGCAGACAUUUACGAGAAAAAUGCAAAGAGGACUUUCAGGAAAAUGUUCACGUAUUGGCGUCAGAAAGCAGCCCAACAACGACCUAAGAAAGAGGUCAAAGUGCCUCAGUCAGUCAUUGCUUCCGGCCAGCUGGGACACACAGCAAGAGCAGAGACGUGGUCGGAAUUUGGAGACGACCUUCAGAUUGACGAGUGGACGAAGGGAGUAGACGAGGCCGCAGUCUCAACACCCAUUCCUGGCUAUCUAAGUACCCCAUCCAAGAGGACAGAGAGAGUGAUGGCCGUGGCUGCGAAGUUCUCAACGACUCCAAAAGCGCCCCUUUCUACACCCUUCGAGCGGCAAUUGCGAGCCCAGUGGUCUGGCGGACUUCUGCCACCGCUUCGAAAAGAUCGUGGGAAAAGCAACCUAAGUAUGGGAGGGGGUUUUGAGGAUAUUGUGGAGAGGAAGUUCAAUAAUGACUUGGAAUAG
Hyaloscypha bicolor E is the source of this 3207-nucleotide messenger RNA. Its product is annotated as Sfi1-domain-containing protein. The transcript has 2 exons. The record is from RefSeq and is a predicted model, not a curated record. Lineage: Eukaryota; Fungi; Ascomycota; Leotiomycetes; Helotiales; Hyaloscyphaceae. Bases 1 to 3207 code for a protein of 1068 amino acids.